Molecule: messenger RNA, 7205 nt
Organism: Pimephales promelas (fathead minnow)
Lineage: Eukaryota; Metazoa; Chordata; Actinopteri; Cypriniformes; Leuciscidae
Gene: tjp1a
Product: tight junction protein 1a
Biological process (GO): cell-cell adhesion; protein localization to cell-cell junction; establishment of endothelial intestinal barrier
Cellular component (GO): plasma membrane; bicellular tight junction
Molecular function (GO): cell adhesion molecule binding
Source: RefSeq, a predicted model, not a curated record
CAUGAUUGUUGCUGGGAGAGGAGAGAAGCGAGGAUCGAGCUCAUCCGUUUCAAACUGCUGUGGGACCUUCGCAUUUCGCAUAAUCGAUAUUAUUAAACUCUUUCUGGUGCGGUCGACUGUAGAACAGCGAGGUUUUCUUGAUUCCUUUUUGUUUGUCACUUUAUUAGAAAAAAAAAAAGCCUGGCUAUCGGCAGAGUAUUCAAGUAAGUUAGCUUCGGAAGUUUCACGCGCAAUAAUAGAUGAUGAACUUUGGACUGCUGGGUUUCUGUUGUGUUGACAUGUCUUUUGGCGGUCAGAAGAAAUAAACCCGCUUUGCCCGGCGCUGUGGCGGCUGCUGGGCAGGAGGAAGGAGGAAUAUAUUUGGGCUGUAACUUUCGGUGUAGUGAUAUUGAACAACAGUCACUUGCUACGCCGGGAGCCAACAAGAUAUCUACAUGUCUGCUAAAGCUGCCAUAAAUAAGAGUACAACAAUGGAGGAAACUGUAAUAUGGGAACAGCACACAGUGACUCUUCACAGGGCACCAGGUUUUGGGUUUGGAAUCGCCAUAUCAGGGGGCCGUGACAACCCUCAUUUCCAGAGCGGAGAGACCUCUAUAGUGAUCUCAGAUGUGCUCAAAGGAGGACCAGCAGAGACCCUUUUACAGGAGAAUGAUAGAGUUGUGAUGGUAAACGCUGUCUCCAUGGACAAUGUGGAGCAUGCCUAUGCUGUUCAGCAGCUGAGGAAAAGUGGAAAGAAUGCCAAAAUUACUAUCCGCAGAAAGCGGAAGGUGCAGAUUCCAGUAAGUCGAGGGGGAGACAGAGAGACAAUGUCAGAGCGAGAGGAAGAGGAUGACACUGAAGAGGAUGAUUACGAAGGUCCAGCAGCACAUGCAGGGGGAGCGAGUGGAGGCACGAGCAGAAGAAACGAGCGCAGCAGCAGCACCGGAAGACGGGACCAUAGUAAUUCCCGUGAGAGGAGUAUUUCCCCACGCUCAGACAGACGAUCAGUUGUGUCCAACGUCCCGCCACGACCUUCCAAUGUCACACUCGUCAAGUCCCGCAAGAAUGAAGAAUAUGGUCUGCGUCUGGCCAGCCACAUAUUUGUAAAGGACAUUUCUCCUGAGAGCCUUGCAGCCCGUGACGGCAACAUACAAGAGGGAGACGUCGUCCUAAAGAUCAAUGGCACAGUGACUGAGAACCUGUCUUUGAUAGACGCAAAGAAACUUAUAGAGCGAUCGAAAGGCAAGCUGAAGAUGGUGGUGCAGAGAGAUGAGAGGGCCACACUCCUCAACAUUCCAGAUUUGGACAAUAGCAUUCCCUCCGCUAAUUCAGACAGAGAUGACAUUUCAGAAAUUCAUUCACUGGCAUCAGAUCAUUCCCAUGAGCGCACCCGUCGCAGUAGAUCCCGCUCCCCUGAUAAACGCUCGGAGCCCUCUGACAUCUCUGGCCAUUCUCCGCAGCAAAUGAGCAACGGCAGCCACAGGAGUCGUGAGGAGGAGCGCAUCUCUAAACCAGCGGCUGUAUCCACUCCAGUUAAGAUGGCUGAGGAUGCACUUCUGGCACCGUCUACAGAUCAGCCCGGAGACAAACAGAUCCCUCCCCUGCCAGAGCCAAAACCAGUGUAUGCACAACCUGGGCAACCUGAUGUUGAUCUGCCAGUCAGCCCCUCUGAUGCCCCUGUGCCCAGUGUCACCCAUGAUGACAGCAUCCUUCGGCCUAGCAUGAAGCUGGUGAAGUUUAGGAAAGGAGAAAGUGUAGGAUUGAGGCUGGCUGGAGGAAAUGAUGUAGGGAUAUUUGUGGCUGGUGUGCUGGAGGACAGUCCUGCUGCUAAGGAAGGCCUGGAGGAGGGAGACCAGAUACUCAGGGUUAACAAUGUUGACUUUGCAAACAUCAUUCGUGAGGAAGCAGUGCUGUUCCUGCUGGAUCUUCCCAGAGGUGAAGAGGUCACCAUCCUGGCUCAAAAGAAGAAAGAUGUGUACCGGCGAAUAGUGGAGUCUGAUGUGGGCGACUCCUUCUACAUCAGAACACACUUUGAAUAUGAGAAAGAGUCUCCUUACGGGCUGAGCUUUAAUAAGGGAGAGGUGUUCAGAGUGGUGGACACGCUCUACAAUGGAAAACUGGGCUCCUGGUUAGCCAUCCGCAUCGGGAAGAACCACCAGGAGGUGGAAAGAGGCAUCAUUCCCAACAAGAACAGGGCAGAGCAGUUAUCAAGCGUACAGUACACACUCCCUAAAACUGCAGGCGGCGACCGAGCUGACUUCUGGAGAUUCAGAGGGCUACGUACCUCAAAGAGGAACCUGCGGAAGAGUAGAGAAGAUUUGUCAGCUCAGCCUGUUCAGACCAAGUUCCCUGCUUAUGAAAGGGUGGUUCUUAGAGAGGCUGGGUUCCUGAGACCGGUUGUGAUCUUCGGGCCAAUCGCAGACGUGGCACGAGACAAACUGGGGAGAGAGGUGCCUGACCUGUUCGAGCUUGCAAAGACACAGCACCCAGAUGGAAGGGAAAAGAGUGAACCCAGAAAUGCCGGUACUGACCAGCGCAGCUCGGGGAUCAUACGCCUUCACACUAUCAAACAGAUAAUCGACCGGGACAAGCAUGCAGUGUUGGACAUUACUCCUAAUGCAGUGGAUCGGCUGAAUUAUGCUCAGUGGUAUCCUAUCGUGGUGUUCCUGAAUCCUGACAGUAAGCAGGGCGUGAAGACCAUGAGGACUAGACUGUGUCCUGAGUCUAGGAAGAGUGCUAGGAAACUCCAUGAGCGUGCACUCAAACUGAGAAAGAACAACCACCAUCUCUUCACAGCCACCAUUAACAUGAACAACAUGAAUGAUGGAUGGUAUGGAGGAUUGAAGGAGACCAUUCAGCAGCAGCAGAACCAGCUGGUGUGGGUCUCAGAGGGCAAGGCGGACGGCGCACCUGACGAUGAUCUGGACAUUCACGAUGACCGUCUGUCCUACCUGUCCGCCCCUGGUAGCGAGUACAGUAUGUACAGCACGGACAGCCGUCACACCUCAGACUACGAGGACACUGACACAGAGGGUGGAGCCUACACGGACCAGGAACUAGACGAGACCCUGAACGACGAGGUUGGACCCCCAAGCGAGCCCGCCAUCACACGCUCCUCGGAGCCUGUCCGGGAGGACCUGCCCGUCAUCCAGGAACCUCCUGGAUAUGGAGGGUACCAGCCUGAACCGCUGAACCGCAUCGACCCAGCAGGGUUCAAGGCCCCUGCACCUCAGCAGAAAGCAGAGGCUGCUCUCCCAACGCAGCCUGAGCCGCUGGCAGAGACAGCGCCCCCUGCUGUUCAUGUAAAUGUAGGGGCCCUGAGUGCCAAGGAUCUCCCGGUCACCCUCACUCAGGGGGAUUUCAGCCCAGAGGCUGGCUCUCUCUUCCCACCUGCCCCUGAGCUAGCUCAACCCCCGUCUCCCGACCCCAACCAAUCUGGACAACCUGGGUCAGAGUCCAAGAUGUACAAGAAGGAUAUCUACCGAACCAACGAGCAGAUGCAGGUGAGCCAAAACCCUAUGCAGCCCAACUACAACCCCCAGCAGCCCCUCUACCAGGAAGACAAGCCAUACAGAGAUUACGACCACCAGCCUAGUCGCUAUGAUGGGGGCUACAUGGAAUCAAAGGCUCGUAACUUUGACCCUCACCUACAUUUUGAAAACAGCGUGCCUCCGUAUGAUGAGCAAUGGGCUCCGUAUGACCACACCUCUGGAUACGACCCUCAUAUGCCGUACGAGGAUGGUCUAGACCACAUGUAUGGUCACCCUAAGACGCGGCACGAUACGGGCUACGACACGGGUCGACCUCGUUAUGGCAAACCUAGCCCUGGACCGGUCCGACACGACGAACCACCCCUUGCGCGGCCACAGUACAACCAAGAACCACUUCCUCACACUCAAGCCACCUCCCGCUCCCCUGAGCCCCCCAAACAACAGUACUACGACCCCUCCCAGAGACCUUCCUACGCUCAACCACCACAGAGGGCCUACAUGAAUUCGGAGACCUCUGUGUCCCCUCACAAACCGGAGUCCCUCUCACCUACAGCAGAACAUGAACUUCCUCCUCCAGCCGAGGCAGAGGAAGAUCCAGCCAUGAAGCCCCAGUCCGUGCUCACAAGGGUUAAGAUAUUUGAGAACAAGCGAUCCGUGUCUGUGGACAGAGCAAAAGAGUCUACAAACUCUGGUAUUCGGCCUGUGGACAUGGUGCCUAAACCUGGCGCUGCCUCUGUGCCCAAAGCCAAUUCUUUAAGUAACCUGGACCAAGAGAAGGCCUUUAGAUCUCCAGAGCCACAGCAGCCCCACCCUAAGGCAGCAGAUGAUAUCAUUCGCUCGAAUAACAAUGACCCUGAGGAGGAUGAGGAGUACUACAGGAAACAGCUGUCUUACUUCGACCGCCGAAGCUUUGAUAGCAAACCCUCCGCACAGCUGACACCUGCCAUCAAGCCAGUCCAACCCCAGACCCAACCAGGGUACUACCCCAGGACAGAGUCAGUGGAGAAGAUCAACCCUGUUGCUCCAGCCAACCCAGCGGUCCCACCCCCGACCCUGCCUAAACCUGCAGCGACCCCACCGCUAGACCCACACGGAUCUCCUAAAGUGAAGCCUCCAAGUCAUGAAGACAAAGUUCAGAGCACCUACCUGCCUCAGAAAAGCUUCCCAGAGAAAUCUCCUGUUAACGGCACCGGUGAACCUCCAAAGACCAACAGCACUGCCACGUCCAGCUACAACCGUUUUGUGCCCAAGCCGUACACCACCUCUGCAAGGCCCUUCGAACGCAAGUUUGACAGCCCCAAGUUCAACCACAACCUCUUGCCUAAUGACUCUCAAAAUAUGAAAGAUAAUGUGAAAGCUCCUAUCAGUACCACAGCCAAACCACAGAGCUCAUCCCACUCGACAGACCAUGACAGCGGACUGGACACCUUCACCCGCACCAUGGACCAGAAACCGAAAUACCAGCAGAACAACAUCAACGCUGUACCCAAGGCAAUACCUGUCAGCCCGAGUGCUUUGGAGGACGACGAUGAUGAUGACAGCCACACGGUGGUGGCGACGGCGCGGGGCAUCUUCAACUCCAACGGCGGGGUUCUGAGCUCCAUUGAGACGGGGGUGAGCAUCAUCAUCCCUCAGGGAGCGAUUCCUGAUGGCGUGGAGCAAGAGAUUUACUUCAAAGUGUGUCGGGAUAACAGCAUCCUGCCUCCUCUGGACAAAGAGAAAGGUGAAACUCUGCUGAGUCCUCUGGUGAUGUGUGGUCCUCACGGUCUGAAGUUCCUGAAGCCAGUGGAGCUCCGCCUACCUCACUGUGCGUCUAUGACCCCUGAUGGUUGGUCUUUUGCUCUAAAAUCCUCCGACUCCUCGUCGGGUGAUCCUAAGAGUUGGCAGAACAAAUCACUCCCUGGAGAUCCCAACUACCUGGUUGGAGCCAACUGUGUGUCUGUGCUUAUUGACCAUUUCUGAGGAGGGCAACCUUUACUGAAUGUGGAACCAGUUUAAAAGAGAGGACCUUCCCCCUUAUGAACACACACACACACACACAUACUCAUACAUACAGUACACACAAGAUGAAGGCUACGCACUAUGCUACACUAAAUGAAGGGUCUCCUGACUGUGCUCUGGCUUUGUUUACGGUAACCUCAGAGACUGGAGGGAGGGUUACAUUCUAUGAAGUGCUGUUUUAAUCUCCUCAUCGUCCUCUUCACGUUUGCUUUAUCUUUCACUUCUUUUUUUUAAAAGUGCUUUUAAAGGCUUUCGAGGAUAACAAAAACAGACAUUAACCAUCGAUGGACUGCAUGCUCUGUGCCACUGACCAAUUAAUAUUCACACUGUAAGCCAACUGUAAUAUUUUGCGACACACAACUUGUGUAUAUUUUUUAAAGGAUGUAUUAGGUUCUUCCAUUCAGCCUAGGCUACUUACACGUAUAGACUAUAUACAUCUGCAAAUGUAUUUUCACUUUAUAUAGUAUGCACACUAUACCGUUAUGAUUAUAAUGUAUAGUGCAACUUUUCUAGAAUAUCGAAUUCUAGUUUUAGGAUUUUCAAUCGAGCAGUCGAAGUGUACAUCUGACACAUUUCCUCAUGACUUUUAUCAUGUCAAGGUGCAGGAUUCAGUGCUAGAUACGAGCUUUAAGGAAAGAGUCGGAGAGAAUUGGCAUAUGAAGAAUAUACCGUAUGAAAUUUUCUAGCCAAGGACACGUCACUUAAGGCUCACCUUUUUUAAAUGGCUCCUUUGUAGACACCACUAGCCUCCUCACAGACCUGUGAACUUGAGCACUGGAACAUUCCUGCUGUGUCGAGAUCUAUGCAUGUGCUUUGACUCAGGUGUGAAGACUGCUGCUCUUUCCUCUCCCCUCUUUCUCUUCCAGAUUCUUCCUCACUCCCUCUUUCUCCCUCUCUCUCUCAAACACUCCAUCUAAAGCAGUGAUGCCUUAUCUGAAACGACACACUUUUUUCAAUAACAAAAACCUUUUUGGUUUCUUUUUGCUAAGUUGUUCUAAAGAUAUAUUAUGAAGAAACUGAAGUUGUCUCUCUGCCAUUUUUGUCAACCCGCUGUAGAAAUAAACAUGGGUGUUGCGCACAUGAACAGCGUGAAGUCUAAGAACAGGUUUUCUCUUUUUAUCUGCUAUGCACAUGACUUUUAAAGAGAAACACAAAUAAAAGACGGGAGGACGGAUAUCGAUUGGCUGUACAUAAAGCUAGCAUAUUGCCUUCAUUUUUGGUUUGUAAAUGACUUUUUUUUGUAUGUCUUUAUUAUUUUGUAUAAAACUUAAAAGGGGGAAACCGUUUAUAAAAGAGGAUGAAUGAAAUUAAAACUGUUGUCUUUGUAUUUUGGUUCUACCCUUGAGCCUUGGAACGUGUACUUGGCAGUAAUAAUAUCACAUUUUCUACAGAUACACACUAAACGUAAGUGGUUUUUAACAAUAACCAUCUUUUUAUUCUUUAUUUACAAAAAGUGCUUGAUGUAAACUAUUCUCAAAACCUGUUUCUUUUAAACGGUGUGCUUGAAAUGUGUUCAUGCAUUAUUUGUGAUACUGGAUGCUACAUUGUGUGUCCUGAAAUGUAUUUUUGUACUAAUAGAUUUAUUAUGGCACACCGGAAGACUUCUUUUUUCUUUAGACAUUAUAACACAGCUUUGACUGGUCAUUAGCUAUUCACAUGUGGCAGAGUUUGUUCCCUUUUCAACACAAUUUCCAGUUUGCCACUGUAUUAAAAAAAUAAAUCAUUUUUAAAAUA